AUGGAACCUUACGCUUAUUCUUGGCUAUUGGUUCUGGGCAUAGUCGUAGCCUUUGCCGACGGGUUUGGUAUUGGAGCAAAUGAUGUUGCGAAUAGCUUUUCGACUUCAGUUGGUUCUCGCUCACUUACAUUAAAGCAAGCUUGUGCUAUUGCCUUCUUUACUGAGUUCCUUGGCUCCUUUUUAUUGGGUGCAAAAACAACAGAAACUAUUCGUGGAAACAUUUUAAAUGUCGACUUAUUCGCAGAACAUCCCGAAUUACUCAUGUUAGGGAUGGUCUGCGCAUUGUUCGGAUCAGCGACAUGGGUAAUAUUCGCCUCUUCAAAAGGGUGGCCAGUAUCGACUACGCAUUCAAUUGUUGGAGCAAUUAUUGGAGUUGGAAUUGCGGCAUUUGGUCCAGAAGCUAUUGAUUGGUCAUAUAAUGGAGUCGCAAAAAUUAUUACUUCAUGGUUCUUUUCACCUCUUGCAGCUGGUCUCAUAGCUUCAGCAAUCUUUUCGGCAACAAAAUAUUUUGUUCUGGCAUAUCAAGAUACUUCCUUCCAACGCGGUUUAGUCGCCAUACCCAUUUACUUUGGACUUACCACUGCUAUAAAUGUACUCUUCCUUAUUUAUAAGGGAGCCAGCGGAUUAAAUCUUAAUGAAGUCCCAAGUCACGUCAUCGCCCCUAUUGUUUUCGGUAUUACUCUUGUAGUUUCAGCUUUUUCUUAUUUCUUCUAUGCACAAUGGUUAAGACGUAGGAUACUUGGAAAUGAAAAGGGUCUUAAAUGGUAUCAUAUUUUUAUUAUUCCAUUCAUUGGACCUCAUAAUGAAAAUGAUUAUGAAAAUAAUGUUACAUUGAGUGGAACGAGUGGAAUAAGUGAAAAAUCAUCGAAAUUUAGUAAUAAUGACACAACGGAUAUUAUUAUUGAAACCUCAUCGUCAUCAGAUGACACCAAAAAGAAAAAUAUCUUCCAAAAUAUUUUCUCCAGGAUUAAAAAAUUUGUUCAAUAUGGUUUAAGUAAAGAAGUAGCUGGAUAUAAGGCAGAUAUUGAUCAGGAGAUGCAUGACGUUGCUACCAAAUAUGACCCGGAUACUGAAAAACUCUAUUCAUUUCUUCAAGUUAUUACAGCUGCAUUCGCAUCAUUUGCUCAUGGAUCAAAUGAUGUGUCGAAUGCGGUCGGGCCAUUGGCUACAAUUGUUCUCAUUUAUGGAUCUGGUUCAGUGGAUCCAUCAGGAAAAUCACCUGUACCAAUUUGGAUUAUGGCUAUGGGUGGUGCUUCUAUUGAUAUUGGACUAAUCUUUUAUGGUUUUCAUGUGAUGCGAUCACUUGGUAACAGGAUAACAUAUCAUUCUCCGUCUCGUGGAUUCUCGAUGGAAUUGGGAACAUCACUCACGAUAUUAACAGCUUCAAAAAUUGGAUUACCGGUAUCUACAACACAUUGUAUUACCGGUGCAACCGCUUGUGUGGGUUUAUGCAAUGGAAAGUGGCAGGCGCUUAACUGGAAUCUCCUAGCAUGGUGCUUCUUUAGUUGGAUAUUGACGUUGCCGGCAGCCGGAGGCAUUGCUGGGUUAAUAUUCGCUUUUGUAUCGAAUGCACCAAAAUUCAAUCCGAUAUAA
Messenger RNA from Funneliformis geosporum, 1593 nucleotides. The record is from the annotation of a GenBank genome assembly. Lineage: Eukaryota; Fungi; Glomeromycota; Glomeromycetes; Glomerales; Glomeraceae.